Molecule: messenger RNA, 2090 nt
Organism: Eurytemora carolleeae
Lineage: Eukaryota; Metazoa; Arthropoda; Copepoda; Calanoida; Temoridae
Product: DDB1- and CUL4-associated factor 11
Exons: 21
Coding region: 184-1860 (558 amino acids)
Biological process (GO): proteasome-mediated ubiquitin-dependent protein catabolic process
Cellular component (GO): Cul4-RING E3 ubiquitin ligase complex
Molecular function (GO): protein binding
Source: RefSeq, a predicted model, not a curated record
ACGCACUUUCAAGACAUUCAGGCCAGUUUGUUGCGUACAUUAAGGCUUCUAGUGGUUGCUUUAAGUACUACCCAUUAACGUACUUUUCAACCUCUAACAUUUGUAAAGACCAAACAUGACAGAACUGAUAUUUGAUUAGUUUAUAUAUCAGAAAUAGAAAUGUUAAAUGGAAUAGUUUAAGUAAUGUCCCAAGUAAAUACUAAACUCACAGAACAGGAAGAUAUUCCCCGCCUUGAAGAAACAACAAGCAGGAAUACUCAAUCUUCUUCAGAGUCUUCAGAUGACGAUAACGAGGGUAUCCAAACUGCAGCAAUGGAAACCAGUUUACGAAGCAUAAUUAGAGCUCUGACAGGAGGAGCCAGCACUAUUUCUUUUGCAGCAAGCGACGACGAUGAUAGAAACGUUUUGAGUAUAUCUGACGAGACGGACGAUUCUGAUUCGGCAGGUUCUGGGGAGCUUCCCUACUCGUACAGACCAGUCCCAACCAUGCAUCCUUCUAGUAUAGAUACGUCCUAUAUAGUGCAGAAUGAGAUUAGUGUCACCAGUUGCUUUUCAGAGCAACCGCUAAAAGACUGUAAUAUUCACAAGUUCCUACAAGAUCGAGCUCUUGGGAUUCGUAAACCACAGAGUGUAAAAAGACUGAAUUCUACGCUUCUUCCUGAUACAGAGACUAAAGUUGCCGCUUUUAAGAAUAAAGUUUUCUGUGGAGUUCAUGGAAGAGAAGGGGAUAUAUUUCUUAGUGCAUGCCAGGACAAACAACUUAGAGUGUUUGAUACAAGCCGAGGAAAUUUUAAGCUUUUGCAAACAAUUCCGGCCCGUGAUGUAGGGUGGAGUAUUCUAGAUGUCGCACUGAACCCAACAGGAACUCAUCUUGUUUACUCUUCAUGGAACGAUUAUCUUUAUCAGGUUCACAUCCUUGGUGAUAACUAUUCUGAGGAUGGAUAUUCUGUUGAACAGAUUCCUCUGUGUUUAGAUCCACCUACACACAAUCAGUUCUGUAUAUUCUCUGUGAGAUUCAGCCAAGAUUCAUCAGAACUGUUGGGAGGAGCUAACGAUGGAUGUCUUUACUUGUAUGACAGAGAGUCACAUUCGCAGAGAAUGACUAUACAAGCGCAUGAUAGUGAUGUGAACGCAGUUUGUUUUGUUGAUGAAACUACGCAGAUUCUAGCUUCAGGAGGUGAUGACGGACUUUGCAGGGUUUGGGAUCGGAGAUCUUUACGAGAAUCCAAUCCUCAGCCAGUUGGUACUCUUGCUGGUCACAGGGACGGUAUAGCUUAUGUUGAUCCUAGAGGAGAUGGUAGAUAUAUAAUUACAAACAGCAAAGAUCAGAGUAUUAAACUGUGGGAUAUCAGGAAGUUCUCUAGAGAAUCUGAUGUGGAGGAGGGAAGACGAGCUGUCAGUAAGAACAUGCAGUGGGAUUAUAGAUGGGAGAGACCAAAGGGUGGGUUAGCCAGGCUUAAAGGAGAUUCCAGUAUUAUGAGUUAUACUGGACACUCAGUUCUUCAAACCCUGAUACGCUGUCAUUUCUCCCCAGAGCACAGUACAGGACAGCGGUAUAUCUAUACUGGAUGUGCUUCUGGUAGAGUUGUGAUUUAUGAUGUUUUAACAGGAGAGAUAGUUCAGACCUUGUCUGGGCACCGUGCAUGUGUCCGUGAUGUGUCCUGGCAUCCCUACUACCCAGAGAUCCUGUCCUCCUCCUGGGACUUCUCCAUAAAUAAAUGGGAACACGCCGGAGUAGCCAAGGAGGAAGUAGAGGAACUCAGUAAACUCAAAGAACCACCGCCGAAGAAGAAGCGGAAGAAAAUUUGCCGGAUUUCCGGUUUAGGCCGAGAACAGCUGCUUGAUCUAUUCACGGACUAAACACGUUCUAAAUAUAAUCCAGAUAUCUGGUGUUUAAAGUAAUAUAUUGAUAUUUCAGGAAUUUGUAUUUCCAAAAUUCUCCACUAUAUUAUCAAAAAAAGAAAUAAUGCCCCCUCCCCCCUCCCCCAAACUUUUUAAUAUAGUUUUACACACAUCCUGUCAUCACUGGAAUAGAAAAUUAUAGAAAUCUUUAUAUAUUAGAAUUGACCUGCCCCCCCCCCCCCUCUUUU